UGUGGAAUCUGUAGCCCAUGGAUGUAUACAGUGUCUGUGAGACUUAUAUACAGGACCCGAGUAUGGCUAUCAAAUUCUUCUCACCUGGCCAUAGUAGUGAAUCUUCAAAAUUCGCCUUGCAAGUAUUGGGUGACACAGUGAUUAGCUCUCGUGAACUAGCUGGUGCAGGCAUAACAUCGAGUUGUAGGGCAGAAAGUGCACUUCUCGACUGGAUACCAGUUAACGGCCGUCUAUAUGCUGUUCGACUGGGUGGAUCUGUAACGAUCUGGAAGGAUUGUGAGACUGGGGGAUGUCUAUUUGUAGUCUCCGCGUACUCACCCACCGACUGCAGUUCGGACAAUGCGAAGGAUCGAUUCAAAUGUAGUCAUAAUGUCAGAUGAUUUUUACGCUCAAUUAGGGAAGCUAAGCCGAUCGGAAAAGCAUCUUGAAGCUAUUUACG
Molecule: messenger RNA, 439 nt
Organism: Heterobilharzia americana
Lineage: Eukaryota; Metazoa; Platyhelminthes; Trematoda; Strigeidida; Schistosomatidae
Source: the annotation of a GenBank genome assembly